This is a messenger RNA of Gadus morhua (Atlantic cod), 4686 nucleotides long. RefSeq names its product integrator complex subunit 6 (gene ints6). Gene Ontology annotation, cellular component: integrator complex. NCBI's taxonomy places the organism in Eukaryota, Metazoa, Chordata, Actinopteri, Gadiformes, Gadidae. The coding region runs from base 343 to 3066 and encodes 907 amino acids. Gene Ontology annotation, biological process: snRNA 3'-end processing. The record is from RefSeq and is a predicted model, not a curated record. The transcript has 18 exons.
GCGCAUUCAGUGUAGGCAGAAGCAGGGACUGACAGUUGGGGGAACUUUGUUUCUAUGAAACUUAGGAAAAAUUGCAAAAUAUCACAAAAAUUAACAAUAUCCCUCGUAAAUCAUUAACCUGCCCAUAGGGUUGAAGGUUUUCUUUUGACUUUACAUAGACAGGGCUUUGAUACAGACUACUCUGACACUUUUUUGAAAGAAUGGGUGAGACAGACAGUUAGCCAGCCAGCUAGCUAGCUAGCUGAGGGGCUGAGAGAGGCGGCAGGAGAACAAAAGAUUUUUUUGCGUUUUGGCUGGUCGCACUGACACUAAGUCCAUGCAGAACGUGUCAUCACCAUCACAAUGCCCGUUUUACUUUUUCUGAUAGACACGUCCGCUUCAAUGAACCAGCGCACCCAUCUGGGCACUACCUAUCUGGACAUAGCGAAAGGCGCUGUUGAGACUUUUAUGAAGCUCAGAGGGAGAGAUCCGGCGAGUCGAGGGGACCGGUAUAUGUUGGUAAAUUUUGAGGACGUUCCACUCGGAAUAAAGGCUGGAUGGAAAGAGAGCCAUGCAACAUUCAUGACAGAAUUGAGGAACCUUCAAGCAACUGGACUUACAACUAUUGGCCAGUCUUUGAGGACCGCUUUUGAUUUGCUCAAUCUCAAUAGAUUAGUGACUGGCAUAGACAACUAUGGACAGGGACGGAAUCCAUUCUUCCUCGAGCCAUCGAUCAUCAUCGCUAUCACCGACGGCAACAAGCUGACAAGCGGCAGCGGCGUCCAAGACGAGCUGCACCUGCCCCUCACCACCCCCCUGCCGGGCAGCGAGCUGACCAAGGAGCCCUUCCGGUGGGACCAGAGGCUGUUCUCCCUGGUGCUGCGCAUCCCGGGACACGCCUCGGUGGAGCCCGAGCCCCUGGGCGGAGUCCCGCCCGACGACUCGGCCAUCACCCCCAUGUGUGAGGUCACAGGAGGGCGUUCCUACAGCGUCUUCUCCCAGCGCAUGCUGAACCAGUGUUUGGAGUCCCUGGUGCAGAAGAUCCAGAGCGGCGUGGUGAUCAACUUUGAGAAGUCGGGCCCCGACCCGCCCCCCAUCGAGGACGCCCCUCCUGAAGUGAAGUCGGGCCCCCAGCCGUGGCAUUGCUGUCACAAGCUCAUCUACGUACGCCCCAACCCCAAGACCGGUGUGCCCAUAGGACACUGGCCCAUCCCAGAGGCCUUCUGGCCCGACCAGAACUCCCCCACUCUGCCUCCUCGCUCGGCGCACCCCCACGUGCACUUCUCCUGCCUGGACGCCGAGCCCAUGGUCAUAGACAAGGUGCCCUUUGACAAGUACGAGCUGGAGCCGUCGCCGCUCACCCAGUACAUCCUGGAGAGGAAGUCCCCCCACACCUGCUGGCAGGUGUUUGUGUGUAACAGUGCCAAAUACAGUGACCUGGGCCAGCCCUUUGGUUACCUGAAGGCCAGUACGGCCCUCAACUGUGUCAACCUUUUUGUGAUGCCCUAUAACUACCCCGUGCUGCUGCCCCUGCUAGAUGAUUUGAUCAAAGUGCACAAGUUCAAACCUACCAUCAAAUGGCGGCAGUCCUUUGAAAACUACCUAAAGUCUAUGCCUCCGUAUUACAUUGGGCCUCUGAAGAAGGCACUGAGGAUCAUGGGAGCUCCCAACCUGCUGGCCGACAACGAGUACGGCCUCAGCUACAGCGUGGUGUCCUACCUCAAGAAGCUGAGCCAACAGUCUAAGAUCGAGUACGACCGGCUCAUAGCCUCCAUCGGGAAGAAGCCCCCGCCGGAGCCCGGCAUCAAGGUGCGCUGGCGGGGCGGGGGGGCCAUCUCCCUGGCCCAGCGCCGGGACUUCAACCAGCUGCUGCAGAGCAUCACCGGGGAGUCGGCCUCCCUACCCCAGGAGCUCAGCUCCAAGGAGUUCCAGGGCUUCCACCUGGCGCUGCUCAACAAGACCCUGAAGCCGCAGAGCUUGAGGAACCCCUACGACAUCCCCCGCAGCCAGCUGCUGGACCAGCUCAGCCGCAUGAGGAGGAACCUGCUCCACGCCGGCGUCUGCUCGCUGCGGGGACAGGACCCAGACCAGCUCCACAGCGUGCCGAUCGCCCAGAUGGGGAACUACCAGGACUUCCUGAAGGCGGCGCCGCAGCCACUCCGAGACCCCGACCCAGAGCAGCCCAAGAGGCUGCACACGUUCGGCAACCCCUUCAAACUGGACAAGAAGGGCAUGAUGAUCGACGAGGCGGAUGAGUUUGUGACGGGCCCCCAGAACAAGGGAAAGAGGCCCCAGGGCGAGAGCAGCCCCAUGCAGGGCGGCGGCCCCAAGAGACGGCGCUGCAUGUCCCCUCUGCUGCGCCUGGGCAGGGCCUACACUCCCCCGGUCACCCCUCCGGCUAGCCCCAGACCGACGGCCGACGGGGAGAGCAGCGACGGCGAGCCGGACUUCAUCAUCAACCACCUGAACGAGAACCACUACACCCCGGAGAGGAGCUCGGACCAGGACCAGGACCCGGACUCCCCCGGCCCCGCGCCCACGCCCCUGGACCCCCUAGAGAACCACGCGGCGGCCGCGCCGUCCCGGCCUCCGGCCGCCCUAGGAGCCGAGGAAGAGGAGCAGGAGGAUGACGUCGAGGCCGUGGACGACGACGACGACGACGACAAUGUGCUGAUGAUGGAGCUGGAGGAGGACGUGGAGAACGGCGGCGGCGCCCGGGACGAGGAGUACCCGUCCGGGGGCGGGGGCGCGGGGGACAGCGGCGGGCUCUCGCCGGAGCUUCGUCCGCAGCGCUACCUGUCGCCGUCGGCCCUCAAGAGGCAGAUCCUCAACGACUGCAUCGAGGUCAACAACCAGCUGAGGGCCCUUAUCACCAAGGAGAUCAGGAAGCCGGGCAGACACUACGACAAGAUCUUCCACUUCUUGAAGCAGAUCCAGGGAACUCUGGACACGCGGCUCAUCUUCAUACAGAACAUCAUCAAAGAGGCAGCCAGGUUCAAGAAGAGGGUUCUCAUCGAGCAGCUGGAGAACUUUCUAGAAGAGAUCCACAACAGAGCCAAUAACAUGAACCACAUGGAAGCGCUCUGAGUCCCCCUGGUGCUCAACAGGACCCUCUCCAACAACCCUGUCGUCCUCCCCUUUCCACGACAACCAUCAGAGACGGGCCGAACAAAAACACCCUCCAAACUCCGCCAGAAUCCAGCUCAGUCGCCUGCUCCAGUAGAGCCUCCUUCUUUGUCAUGUUGACAUCGGGCGGGGGGGUCUUUUACGGGAACCAAAACGAGGGAAAUGGACCAGCAGGGAGCUUUGGGCUUGGCUGACGGCGGUUAUUUUGCGCAGGGUUAAUAACGAUAGCACUUGGGAUAUGGGGCUGGCCCACUCAAUCGAAUUGCCCGGCCUGUUUGUAAAGAUCAUGUCCACAUUCCAUGUUCCCUGUGUAAGCCGCAAAGGAAACGUUUGCCGUUUUGGGUUAAAGUUGGGAUCCAAAACACGAGAAGGGACUAAAAAGGGUGGAUAGAAAUGAUUUUUUUUUUGGGGGGGGGGGGCCAGUUAAGUUGUCUUGGGGGUGUACCCCUUCAAUCUCCGCUGGCCCCUCCCGCUCCAUCUGUUUAGCGAGGGCUCUAAACGACAGUCUUAAUGCACUUGUUGGUGAACCCAUUCUCAGUGGCGUAACCGUUACUGUUGACCUUUGUUUGUCACUAUUACCACUCCUGUAAUGGCAAAAAGAAAAGCACUCCAUUGAGCGAAACGAGCACCGCUAAGUGCAAUUUAAUUAUUUCGACGUGUGGGCUUCCUACCUUGAAUGACUUGGAAAGAAAAGCAUAUAAAGGUUACAUCUGAAUUGGUUAUUUACUCCCCCCCCCCCCCCCCCCCCCCAGAGCAAUAUUGUGAUGACCUUGGCAGUUCUAUGCUUUUUUUUUUUAUCUUUUCUUUUUUUAAAGCAAUACAUGAAUUUAUUUAGUCUGGUCACCAGAGAGCCAAGCCUUUAGAAACAUGCACACUAUUGGAGGAGGAAAAAGCGUUAAUGUACAGGGACUAAGCUCAGGAACGGACACUAAUGCAUUGCAGUUGGCAAUGUCCUCAGCAUUAGUUGACAAACAUAUAUUAUUUUUUUUACUUUAUUGUGAUCUUUCAACGGUUAAAGUGCAAUGGCUCCAGUUGUGGGGGGGAGGCGUGGAGGGACAACCUGUCCUUGCCGGUAGCUGCCAAAUAAUUAAUUUCUAUCCGCUACUUUGCCUCAAAUCCCAAUCAAAUUUCUUUGGCUCCUACUGAUCGAGUAACUUGCUUUAGCGACAUCUUUGUGGUUAUGUUAGGAAGGAGGGGGUUAUUUUAGCAUCGACAUGACCUUUUUAAACGGUUGAGCUCAUUGGUCUUCACUGACGACUCCGUGGCCCAGCCCCUACCGUCAGAGCGGGAGUGGGGGGUGGAUCCAUGGUCUGAGAGGAGACUGCUCUCUUCCCCUUCCUUCUUCCAUGGACAGGGACCAAAAUCUGCCAUACUUGUCUUUUUUUGUUGUUUGUGAAUGAGGACGCUACCAAAUGAAAGUAUUUUGAAUACACUGUAUAGCUGUAAAUAACCCUAGAGUACUAUUUAAAAAAAGAGAAUGUUCAGUGGAAAUGGCCUUUUUUUUGUAAGUAUUUCCAUGAAUAAAGUUUCUAUUUUACACUGUGAAGGGCCAUGUAAAUAAAGUGUCACAUUGUUCUGUAA